Messenger RNA from Spirometra erinaceieuropaei, 2599 nucleotides. NCBI's taxonomy places the organism in Eukaryota, Metazoa, Platyhelminthes, Cestoda, Diphyllobothriidea, Diphyllobothriidae. The record is from the annotation of a GenBank genome assembly.
AUGGUGAAACUGUCUGAUCUGGAGAAUCGGGCAGUGCAAUUCAUGGCCAAUAGGUAAAUAUGUGUCGGCUUUUUUCUGUCUAACUGUCGGCUGUAAAGAGUGAAUUUAGAAAAUCUGGCAACAACAUGGGACUUUGCCAAAUCUAUGUGCAUUGGAUCCCUGACGGAGAGUUGCCUCAAUCUGAUGAAUGCGCAGUUUAAAAGUUUAGUAUCUAGUAACGUCUUUGUUCGCCUGCCUGCUGACACCGUGCUGACUUUGCUGCGAAACGAUAGUCUGCCAGUCGACUCUGAGGAGGACGUUUUUAUGGCCAUUUCAAGUUGGGCGUGUUCUGGCGGUAAAGAGGCCGAUAACGAGAGGCUGAGUGUGCACGCUCCAGAGAUGUUAAAGGAGGUUCGUUGGAGUCAGACGACUCUCCAAUUCCGCAGUCGUCUAGUGGAUAGUCAUCCAAUGUUUCAGGAAAGCAACAGCUGCCUGUAAGUACAUGCUGUUCCCGUUCGUCAUUUAUUUCUAAUGAAAGUCGCUUUAUGACUCAGGUGGAGCGGUGGAUGAGCUGCGCAGACAGGGACACGACUCCGUGUCCCUUCAACCGACGUUGGAGACCGCAUCCGACGAUCUUCGUAUUUGGAAGGGGCAAAGGUCAGGACAGGUGGUCUGUUCUGCGUUUCAAUUCGCGGCUGGAAAAUGAAGAAAGGGUUGCUGACAUGGAGAAGCGUGAAUACGCCUCCUGCAGUGUCGUGGGCGGUAAGUUGCCUAACAGUUACGCACCCCCUCUUCUGCGCACCUGCCUAGUUUUCCAAUUUGUCGAAUUUGACCAUUUGGUGCCUCUUUUGGCAGAAUUUUAACACACACACACGCGCAGUAAUAAUAGGGGGUUUUGAGGUCUUGGCGUUGUCCAUUUGCCCCCCGGGAAUUCCAUCAAAAUUAGCAAAGAGGAAAACUGACGUAACUUAGCCUGGCCUGUCCCGACGCGUCUGUUUUUUCCGUCUUCAAUUUACCCAACCGUGUCUCCACCUGCGUGGUUUGUGUCCGUCACUGGCGGCUACUCAACUGGGGGGACUAGUCCAUCCACAUCUUUUUGUCUGACGAUGAUAUUACCCCUCUUUUUGCAGCAGUUGCACUUCUUCCCUGUCAACUGCACGACUCUGUUUUAGUAGACCUUACAUUGUAUUUUAUCCUUCUAAGUCUCCUGUCAUCCACCUCAUACAGGCACUUUAUUGACAUUUUUCUACCCCACCCCACGGAAGAGAGCAUUUUCGUGGUUGGAGGAGACACUGAGCUAGUGAAGAACUCACCGAGCGUUGAGGAGUUUCUGGUGGGAGAACAGUGCUGGCGCAAACGGCCGCCCCUCGCUGUUGGACGCUCGUACCACGCAGCCGCUGUCGUAAGGGAAGCCGGAGGGAAGGCGCUUAUCGGUAUUUUCGGUGGACGCAGUAACCAUGGACGCCUUUCCUCAUGUGAAGUCUACGACGUCAGUCAGGAGAGGUGAGAUCACACUCGUCUUAGCGUCUCUUUGUUGCCCUUUUAUCUUACAAAAGUCUCCUGUUUUGCCUUCUCACUCGUCUCCUUGCCGUUCCCACUACAGGUGGUUCAAACUGCCCGAUAUGCGAGAGAAGAGGAGCGCCACAGCUGCAGCCUCCCUGCCGGGCGACAACCGAGUCUUCGUUUUUGGCGGUCGGAAUGACUCCUGCUGGCUGCCUUCCAUGGAGUUCUGCCAUUUGCAAGCAGACUGGUUGGAGAGCGCGGCCUCAGCCAGCACGGAGGACUUCUGGCAGCCAGCCGCACCCAUGAGAACUGCGCGAUCGGCGCUGGCAGCGACGUACUUUCGGGGCAAAAUCAUUGUCGCCGGGGGAUAUGAUGGUGAGAAGGAUCUGGACGUGGUGGAGAUGUUCUCACCACCGGACGCCAGGUGUCCCCAGGGCCAAUGGACAGUGCUGGCCGGCAUGAAGGAAACCCGCUGGUCAUUCACGCUUGUCCCCUCCACCGACGCCGUAUAUGCUUUCGGUAAUGAUGCCUCCUCCUGCUCCUCCUUUGUUCUACACUGACGCAACAAUGUAACUGCAUUCCUUCUCCACAGUCCUAAUCUCUCUCUCUCUCUCUCUCCCUCUCUCUCUCUCUCUCUCUCUCUCUCUCUCUCUUUCUCUACCUUGCAUGUCAUUCCAUGACCUUUUCCAUGUAUUCCAUUUUAUGAAGAGGAUUAAGACAUCCGUAUGAUGGCAACAAUGUGAAGAUGUGACUUUGCAUGGCGUACUGACUUCCUUUGCUAGAAUUGUGCGACAGAAUAGUUAAAGCCUCUCCAGUAAAUGAUCGGUUAAUUGCUUAAUUUGUCUACUCGGAGAUUUUUUGGAACAGAUUUCUACUGGCUGUGUUGUGUAAAUUUUCUUCUAGUUUCUCUACUAAUUUAUAUACAGAAAUAGAUUUUUACUAGCAUUGUGCAAUUUUUGCAGGCUUUUUGUUCAGAUCACGAAACACGGUGGAGACUCUCACAGCUCCAGGUGAAUCAGUUGAUGUCAGCAACGACUUGACAUCUUGGACCUGGUCGUCCAAGAAACCCCUGGAGUCGCUCGCAUUUAUCGGUGGAGCUGCUGGCAUCAACAUGUAA